ACCAUCUAUAUAGAAGCAGGACAAAUUGUAAGUGAACGGUCAAAUAUAGGAGGAGAGAGAAGGUUCGGGUCUGGUGGCCAACUUCUACUUGCCUUCUCACGUUAAGGCUGAAAGAAGAAUCUUCACACAUAGAUACUGAUCAUCGUUUCCAAUCCAGGCACCUCUACCAAUAUGGGAUCUGGUGCUUGGACAGUUGAGAAAAGGCUCAGUUUUAGGAGUGAAUCCUUCUCGAAAGAGUUAGGGAUUGUUAAUGAAACUGGUUGUCUUUCCAUUAUUGUACUUGGUGCUUCUGGUGAUCUUGCUAAGAAGAAGACUUUUCCUGCCCUCUUUAACCUCUACCGUCAGGGUUUUCUGCAGUCAAAUGAAGUUCACAUCUUUGGCUACGCAAGGUCAAAAAUUUCAGAUGAUGACCUGAGGAAUCGCCUUAAGGGAUAUCUUGUGGGCAAGGAAGCUUCAAGUGAGCAGUCCGAAGAAGUAUCCAAGUUCUUGCAAUUGAUUAAAUAUGUCAGUGGCUCGUAUGAUUCUGCAAGCGGCUUUGAAUUACUAGAUAAAGGUAUAUCUGAGCACGAGUUCUCCAAAAAAAGUGCAGAAGGCACAUCCAGAAGGCUUUUCUACCUCGCACUACCUCCAUCAGUUUAUCCAUCUGUCUGCAAAAUGAUCAAGAGCUAUUGCAUGAAUAAAUCGGAUCUUGGAGGAUGGACACGAAUUGUUGUUGAGAAGCCUUUUGGCAGAGAUUUGGAGUCAGCUGAGAAACUGAGUACAGAAAUUGGAGAACUGUUUGAUGAACCACAAAUAUAUCGUAUAGAUCACUACUUGGGAAAGGAAUUGGUGCAGAACCUGCUGGUGCUUCGUUUUGCAAACCGUUUAUUUCUGCCACUUUGGAACCAUGAUAACAUUGCAAAUGUGCAGAUUGUCUUCAGGGAGGAUUUUGGAACUGAUGGCCGUGGUGGAUAUUUUGAUGAAUAUGGAAUUAUUCGUGAUAUUAUCCAAAAUCAUCUAUUGCAGGUUCUUUGCCUUGUUGCUAUGGAGAAACCUGUUUCCCUAAAACCUGAACACAUUCGUGAUGAGAAGGUGAAGGUUCUCCAAUCAGUGCUCCCUAUUAAAGAUGAAGAGAUUAUUCUCGGUCAGUAUGAAGGUUAUACAGACGACCCAACUGUUCCUGACCACUCAAAUACACCAACUUUUGCAACCAUGGUACUGCGUAUUCACAAUGAAAGAUGGGAAGGUGUACCAUUUAUACUUAAAGCGGGAAAAGCCUUAAAUUCAAGGAAGGCAGAAAUACGUGUCCAAUUUAAAGAUGUUCCUGGUGAUAUCUUUAAAUGUAAAAAGCAAGGAAGAAAUGAAUUUGUAAUAAGACUUCAACCUUCAGAGGCCAUGUACAUGAAGCUUACAGUGAAGCAACCUGGGCUAGAGAUGCUGACAGUUCAAAGCGAACUUGACUUGUCAUAUGGACAACGCUACCAAGAUGUCAUCAUUCCAGAGGCUUAUGAGCGUCUAAUUCUCGACACAAUUAAGGGAGAUCAGCAGCACUUUGUUCGCAGGGAUGAACUCAAGGCUGCUUGGGAGAUCUUCACGCCACUCCUCCACAGGAUCGAUAAUGGUGAAGUUAAACCAAUCUCAUAUAAACCAGGAAGCAGGGGGCCUGCUGAAGCAGAUGAGCUGCUGGAAAAGGCCGGUUAUGUUCAAACUCAUGGCUAUAUUUGGAUUCCUCCAACCUUGUAGAUUCUGCUGGCAUGGAAUUAAUCCUCCAUUUACAUCCAGUCCAGUCCAGUUAGAGAAGAAGGGUAGUAUUAUUACUGCUUUUGGCUUUUCAAUUGAGCCAUUUAAGUAGUGUUUAGUGUUUACCCUAUUUUCUUUAUUACUGCUGCUCCUGCUGCCUAAUAUUUUGCUUCAAUUUGGUAAUAAGUAUGCAACUGUUUAUCAUAAACUUAUCUCUUCAAAAUAAAAUGAGAGUAUGGUAAUAAUAGCCUUUUUUUUAGUAUGGACAGGACUUGCUAGUUUCUUAUAUGAUAAUAAUAUGGUAAGCUGAAAACAGUUUUUGUUUUUUAAACUAAAGAUCUUAGUUUCGAUU
This is a messenger RNA of Impatiens glandulifera, 2071 nucleotides long. Its product is annotated as glucose-6-phosphate 1-dehydrogenase, cytoplasmic isoform. Gene Ontology annotation, biological process: pentose-phosphate shunt, oxidative branch; glucose metabolic process. Gene Ontology annotation, molecular function: NADP binding; glucose-6-phosphate dehydrogenase activity. The transcript is spliced from 16 exons. Gene Ontology annotation, cellular component: cytosol. The coding region runs from base 172 to 1722 and encodes 516 amino acids. The record is from RefSeq and is a predicted model, not a curated record. NCBI's taxonomy places the organism in Eukaryota, Viridiplantae, Streptophyta, Magnoliopsida, Ericales, Balsaminaceae.